AUGUCAAAUGAUAAGCUUAUGAAUCUGAUUGGUGUAUUAGGUAUUCAGAAACCUAAGUUAAAUUUAGCAGGAAACUGGCCAUUUAAAACAUUGAAAAAUUUAGUUGAAGCCCGAUUACUUCGAGAGGAGAACGAAAGAAUUAAUAAGCUUCAUGACCUUCAGAGGGGCGCUGCUCUAAAAGCGGAAAUGGAGCGCCAAGAGCAGAUAAAUAGGCAACUUGAAGAGCUGACGAAGACAGAAAGACACCAGCGAGAAAUGAUUGAAAAACAGAAAAUGGAGCGAGAGGAGCAGGAAAGAACACAGCGCUUAAAGCAAAUUCGGGCUCAGACUUCCCAACCAGAAAUAUCGGAAUUGAGAAAAGAUGGUUCACGCAUUAUUGGCUCGGCUUUCGUGGUGGAAAAAGAGCCCGCCGUGACGACCCCAAAAUCGUCAAAGCUGGAAAAUGGAGAGUUAAAGGAGCGAGCAGAAGAGGUCCAUCAUUCACAAUGCGAGGCUAUUAGAACUUUUGCAAGAAUCUACGAAAUGCAAAAUCCGGGCGAGUGGGUGGAAAAAAAUUGUGCAUUUGCAAGGCAGUAUUUCCAGAAAACUACCUGCUUGGAGUUAAGGCAGCUGUUCGAUUCCUGUUUCUAA
This is a messenger RNA of Enterobius vermicularis (human pinworm), 630 nucleotides long. The record is from the annotation of a GenBank genome assembly. Lineage: Eukaryota; Metazoa; Nematoda; Chromadorea; Rhabditida; Oxyuridae.